CGUCUGACUAGUUUGCUCGUCCGGCGCGAACGACUUCACAGUUCCAUCGCUCAGCUGCUGGUGGUCGCAUGUGCCCACUGAAACCGAUUAAACAUGUCUAAGAGCGGGCUAGAGACGCGGGCGGCAGGCAGCAAGGCGACGGAGACCACGCCACUGGUUGCAAAGACUGAAUUGGAAGGUGGCGAUGGCAAUGACAAGGGAGGAGGCCUGUCCACCACUCAGACGGCGUUCCUUAUCGCCGGCGAGAUGGCGGGCAGUGGAGUACGGCUGCCGCGCGCGCUCGUCAAGACAGGAUGGGUUGGCGUUCCCAUCAUCAUAGUGAUGUGCAUGGUGGCUGCCUUCAGCGGCAAGCGGCUCGGCGACUGCUGGACUAUUAUCGAAGACCGGGACCCCAACAUGAGAAGCAGGAAGAGGAACCCUUACGCCAUCAUCGCUGAGCAGACUCUCGGCAAGACCUGGAGCGUGAUCGUAUCCAUGGCCAUCAUUGUGACACUAUUCGGCGCGUCUGUGGUGUACCUGCUCCUAGCUGCGCAGAUUAUCGAGCAAGUGUUCCUGGCGAUCGUCCCUUCGCUCACCAUUUGUACCUGGUACCUCAUUGUGGUCGGCGCUAUGACUCCGCUCAUGUUCUUCGGAACACCUAGGGACAUGACUUUCACCGGCAUCAUCGCUUUCGGUUCGACGGUGAUCGCGUGCGUGCUGUAUUUCAUUGAGAUGAUGAACGAGAUCCAUCCGUUCGUGUUCCGCUGGGGUAUCCAUGGCUUCCAGGAUUUCUUCCUCGCAUUCGGCACCAUCAUGUUUGCGUUCGGCGGUGCCUCCACGUUCCCAACCAUCCAAAACGACAUGACUGAUAAGACCAAGUUCAGCAAGAGCCUGCACUACAGCUUCAUCGCGAUCCUACUGCUGUACUUGCCUAUUGCCAUUGGUGGAUACGCGGUGUACGGCGAAUCGGUGGCGUCCAACGUCGCAGCAUCGCUGAUGGCGACCCCCCUUACUCUUGUUGCCAACGUGCUGAUGGCUAUUCACCUGGUAUUCGCCUUUAUCAUCCUCAUCAACCCUGUCUGCCAAGAGAUGGAAGAGCUAUACAGCGUCCCACAGGACUCGAUCGGCUGGCGCAUGGCGGUUCGCCUGUCCAUCAUGGCGGGUAUCCUGUUCAUCGGCGAGAGCGUGCCGCGGUUCUACACUAUCCUGGCGCUGGUUGGUGGCAGCAGCGUCGCCUUACUCACCUACAUUCUGCCCUCCUACUGCUAUCUGAGCCUCAUCUCCCAGGCGCCCAGGCCAGGCCAGGCUGCUGUUGAGACUCCCGGCUGGAUGAAGAUGGUGUGCUACGAGGUGAUCGCGCUGGGAGUACUGGGCGGCAUCGCAUCCACCUACAGUGCCAUCAGUGCCAUCUUCAGCACCGCGCAGGCCACUCCUUGCUACCUGUGAUAAGCGCUCAGCCCCAGGGGUCUUUAACUACACACUGGAUACAACACUCGCGAUAUCUUCAACGGCAUCUGAUACUUCAGCGUUUAGACUAUACCCAACUUUAAAAUGUCAUCUUACACUUAUUCAAAUCUUUACCAAUAGGAUUUUUAUCUCUAGUAUUCUAACAAAUAUGUUCUUUGGUGAAAGUACUUCUAUAUGAAUGCUGUUUGCAUUCAAAGGAACUGUGUUACGAUGUCAACUGGCAAAUAUUAGAUAUUUAUAA
This is a messenger RNA of Manduca sexta (tobacco hornworm), 1687 nucleotides long. It is a transcript of the gene os, whose product is annotated as amino acid transporter AVT1B. Gene Ontology annotation, cellular component: vacuolar membrane. The record is from RefSeq and is a predicted model, not a curated record. Gene Ontology annotation, molecular function: L-alanine transmembrane transporter activity; L-proline transmembrane transporter activity. Gene Ontology annotation, biological process: L-alanine transport; amino acid transmembrane transport. NCBI's taxonomy places the organism in Eukaryota, Metazoa, Arthropoda, Insecta, Lepidoptera, Sphingidae.